Messenger RNA from Phanerochaete carnosa HHB-10118-sp, 7046 nucleotides. RefSeq lists its product as uncharacterized. Bases 13 to 6909 code for a protein of 2298 amino acids. Gene Ontology annotation, molecular function: ATP binding; methyltransferase activity; ATP-dependent chromatin remodeler activity. NCBI's taxonomy places the organism in Eukaryota, Fungi, Basidiomycota, Agaricomycetes, Polyporales, Phanerochaetaceae. The transcript has 8 exons. The record is from RefSeq and is a predicted model, not a curated record.
ACCCAAACCACGAUGGCGAAGGGGAAGGCACCGCCCGCCGGGCAAACAUCUAUUACCUCUUUCUUUGGCGGAGGUAGUCCAAGCAAGCCAAAGCCCACCAAAAAGCCGGCGGGGGCUGGCAAGGCAGCCAAGAAGACGACGAAGCAGGCCGAGGUCGUCGACGUGGACGAGCCUGAAGAAAACGAACACGAGUCCGAGGACGACAAGGGCUCCGACUUUCAGCAGGAAGAGGAGCAAGAGCAGGAGACGGAGGGAGAGAUGGAAAACGAGGUUGAGGAAACGGUGUCCGAGAACGAGCAGGAGGUCGCUACCGAGACUGACGAGGACCGGCCCAAGAAGACAAAGUCAAAAAUCGUCGCGUCGGACUCCUCCAAUGACCCACCCAUCCACAGAAUUCCUGCCAUCUUUGACGACCUCGUGGGGCGCAUCCCGCAAAUCGAAGGAGUCGUCAAGCAGCUUCAAGGGCGCAAGAUGCGGGUGGCUACGAUGUGCUCCGGUACGGAGUCUCCAUUACUCGCGCUUGAACUCAUUCGGCGGUCUAUCAAGGACCAGUUCGACCUCGACUUCGAGAUGGAGCACGUCUUCUCGUGCGAAAUCGAGCCGUUCAAGCAGGCGUACAUCGAGCGCAACUUCAGCCCUCCCAUUCUCUUCCGAGACGUCUGUGAACUCGGACGAUCACACGCGCACACCGCCUACGGCGCGCUCGCGCCCGUUCCUGGAGACGUCGACAUACUCAUUGCCGGUACGUCCUGCGUCGACUACUCGAACCUGAACAACGAGAAGCAGGACAUCGACGCGCAGGGUGAGUCCGGCAGGACUUUCCGCGGCAUGCUCGACUGGGUCCGCCGUCACCGGCCACCAUUGGUCAUCCUCGAAAACGUAUGCGGCGCUCCAUGGGAGAGGGUCAAAAAGUAUUUCGCCCAGGAAGACUACAGCGCGGAAUACUUGCGCGUAGACACGAAGACCUUCUACAUCCCGCAUACACGCACACGAGUCUACCUUCUCGCGGUGAACAAGAGGCAGUCGAGCAUUCCCGAGCAGUGGAAGAAAAAGAUCAAGGACAUCCAGCGCCCCGCUUCCUCCACCCUCGACGCCUUCCUUCUUCCUACAGACGAUCCUCGAAUCCACCAGGCGCGAGAGCGUCUUGUGAAAGAGAGUUUCAAUGCUGUCGAUCGUCGUACAGGGCGUACCGACUGGGGACGCUGCGAAUCCCGUCACCAGCGUGCGCGACUCGAGGAGGAGCUCGGUUCCAAGCGGCCCUUGACCAACUGGGAGGACGGCGGCUACUGCAAGCUGCCUGAUUUCGCGUGGAACGAUUGGGGCGUCGGCCAAGUGGAGCGUGUCUGGGAUCUCAUGGACAUUUCGCUCAUGCGAUCAGCCCAGUCCGGCGUCGACGCGUCGUACAAGACGGUCGUAUGGAACUUGUCGCAAAACGUCGACCGUACGAUCGGUUCCAGCAAGAUGGGCAUCUGCCCGUGUCUGACGCCUACCAUGAUUCCCUACAUCACCAAUCGCGGCGGGCCCAUGGUCGGUCUCGAGGCGUUGUCGAUGCAGGGUCUCCCAGUGGAUGAGCUGCUCCUUACGCGCGAGUCGGAAGACCAGCUCGCCGAUCUUGCAGGCAACGCGAUGUCUACCACUGUGGUUGGCGCGUGCAUGCUGGUGGCGCUCGUUACCGGGAAGCAGCUCCUUCGUGCUGGUGACGACAAGAAGACUUACGAGGAGAAGUAUUCGUCCGGUAAAGUUAAGCAAGAGGACGGAGACGAGGACGAUGAUGUGGUCGACGUGGUCAUGAUGACCGACAAGCUCGGCAUCGCCGAGUCCCUCGAGAAGCAUAUCUCGGGCGAAGACCAGCUGGUCGAGAAGCCUCUCGACCUCGCGGCGACAUCUCGACAACCUCUCAGCGAACUCCUUAUUAAUGCGCAGAAGAGCGCACGUCUAUGCGAGUGCGAGGGCCGAAAGGAUAUGACGGACCGCACGCUGAGUCGUUGCAAGGACUGCGGUUCGACAUCCUGCUCGAAGUGUGGUGGGCGUCCUGAACACAACCCGGAGGUCAUCGACGUCGUCAAGAACCAACGUCUCUCUCCCUCCCUCUUUGCGCGCGAGCUCAAAUCAAGCUUGCCCAUGGCGCUCAUCCUGUCGGAGAUCACCCAAGAGCUGCUCGACGACCUCAAGAAGCGGACCGACGUCGACGUUAGCGCGAAAGUCUGGGAAGGCUGGUCCGAGGCCGUCCUGCGUGCAGCGAAAGAGGAGCUGCGCUUCGCCGAACCCAAGCGGCAAGACAUCUGGAUCGUGGCCUACCAGUCGAACUUCGCCACUCUCGAGCUCUCCCUCCACCCACAGCAGCCCGAGUGGCGCUUCUUCGCCAAGCCCGCGGACGACGAGCCCGCCAACUCGAAGAUGCGCACGCUGCUCGAGGCCCCCGUCGGCCGCCUGCGCUGCACCACUGGCCUGUUCGACGGCCGCUGGGAGUUCGCGUUGCCGGCGCAGCGCAAGCUCACGCUCACGAUCGAGGGCAGCGAGCCUGUGCCGGCGUGGGAGGCGCGCCUCGGCCUGCAGGGCAAGGCGUUCCGCGACAAAACUGUGCAUUCGCGCCUCGAGAUCGCGGUGCGCGACGCAGACAUGGACAAGCUUGACCGCGACAUCUCGGGCACGUAUGUCCUCCUCGACAAGUGCGGGACCGCGAACGGGGCGCUCCACCGCCGCGACACGAAGCCUGGUGACGGAGACGUGCCGCCGCUGUUCAUGAUGUUCGACCCGUUGCGCUGCGGGGACCCCAAGGAAGACGUGUUCGUGUUCUCGAUCAGCAAGCGCAGGCUCGAGUACGGCGAGCACCGUCCCCUGAUCUGCAGGCUCACUCCCAGAUGGAGGCAAUCGAGCGUCGUUGGGCCGCAGGAGGUCGAGGCAAUGGCGCCGUGUCAGUGGAUUGAGUCGUCCGAGACUCGUCUUGAGCCUGCUCCGGACCGCAAAGCGUUCUUCGCGGUGCCGAGCAACAAGCUCGUUGUCAACCCGUCUGUCGACGCCUGCAAGAGCGCAAACGCCGUGCUUGUCUGCCGCGUGCCUCUACACUCUCAGGCAGGCCCCGAAUGGCCCGUCGGCGCGUGGAAAGAGGUCGACAAGGUCCAUGAACGACUGACAUUCAGGGCACUCGCCUGGCUGACCGAGCGCGUGCGGAACGACGACGACUUCAAUGCGUGGCAGGAGGUGCCAUACAAGGACCUGCACUUCGACUGUGAGAGGUGCGCGCCGCCUGCGCCCGCGAUCGGCUGGGCGAGGAACGAGAAAAACAAGAUCGUCGCGGUUGAGGACGCCGCCCAGGCUGGUGCUUACGAGCGUGCGCUCAAGAGGCGGCCUGCGCCGUUCGUGACGCAGUUGAAGGUCGAGGAGAACGGCAUCGGACACGUGCGCAUCGGCAUCAACAUCGUGUCGCUCAUGCAUCGCGCGCUGUCACGACUACCGUCAAAGGGGCGCGCGGCCGACGCAACACUGGCGUGGCGGCUCGAUACAGACUUCACGCCCAUGGCGAAGCUCAGCAUGCCGAAGUUCAAGCUCAAGAGCAACAAGCAGGACGAUCAGCACACUCAGCCGCCAGACUUCCACACCCUGCUUCGCCCGGAGCAGCUGCGUUCGUUGACGUGGAUGCUCCAGCAGGAGGAAGUGGAUGCCCCUCCGUUCGUCGAGGAAGAGAUCUCGGAGGCAAUCCUCGAGCCGCUGAACUGGCGCGUCGAGGGGCGCGCUCAGCGUCCGAACCGCGUACGCGGCGGCGUGCUCGCUGACCAGGUCGGCUACGGGAAGACCGCUAUUUCUCUCGGUCUUAUCAACUGCACAAAGGACGAGAUCAAAACCGAGUUCAAGGAGGCUCUCAAGCGCGAGGGGAAGAGCAGCAAGAAGACCGGCACCGACGGAGACCCGCUGUACGGACGGAUACCCUCGAAGGCGACGCUGUGCAUCGUGCCGCCGCAUCUGACGAAGCAGUGGGUGAAGGAAGCCAGCAAGUUCAUUGACCAGAGCAGCUGGCGGUACAAGAUCGUCGAGGUCGCGUCCGUCGCGCAGGUGAACAAGCUCACGGUCGAGGCCGUACAGAACGCCGACUUUAUCGUCGUCGCGUCGAACUUGUUCAAGAGCCCGAACUACGUGCAGAACCUCAGCGCUUUCGCGGCCGGCGGCGGUCUGCCCGAGAACCAGGACGGGCGGUACUUCAACGCGAGGCUCGCGAAGACAUUGGAGGCGUUGAAGGACCAGGUGGAACUUCUCAAGGCGGAAGAGGUUGCGGAAGUGUGGGAUAGGAUCGAGAAGGCGGCGGCGGAAGAAACCCACGAAGAGCAGCUGACCGUCAAGAGCAAGCGCCUGAAGGGCAAGUCCUACCGCGACCAAGCUAUGGCGCUGGAUGAGGAGGCACCUAAGCCCAAGGUGUCCAAAGCUGUUCCGCGCCACGGCCAGGUCAUGGAAGUCGUGGUGCCACGACGCGGGGCCAAAGUGUCCUCGUCGCUCCCUUCUUCGCCGGCUUCCUCUGCUACCGAGGUGACCACCGCGGCGGAAGAGGACUCCGACGUUCCGCAGCCCGCUCGUCCGCGGCGCUUGCGCAAGAAGCUCGUCAUCGACAUUUCGGACGACGAGGACGUCAAGAUGGAGGAUGCCCCGAAGGCUAAGGGCAAGGCGAAGAAGUCGGUAAAGGCCACCAAACCCAAGCGUGCGGCCAAGGACGACGAGUCCUCUGACUACGACCCGUCUGGUGCGGAGGAGAGCGACGCAGAGAUGGAUGUCGACGUCGAAGAGUCUGGUGAUGAGGCCGCCGUCCCCAAGAAGGGCAAAGGCAAAGCCCCUGCGAAAGCUCCCGCGAAAGGCAAGGGCAAAGGCAAAGCUGCGACGUCUACUUCGAGCGCUGCGAGUUCCGAUGCGGAGACGUCUUCCGAGGCCAUGGACGUCGAUGAGGCGAAGGGCAAGGGCAAGGCCUCGAGUGCGAAGAAGCGCAAGCGCGAUGCCGACGACACGAAGCAGCCCGCCAAGAAGAAGAAGCGGGCAGACGCGGAUCCGUGGGGCCUGAAGGGCCUGCGCAAGGUGCCUGACGAGUGGAAGAAGCUGAAGGCGCCGCCAUUCGAGGUGUUCCACUUCGCACGUAAGCUUGUGGACGAAUAUACGUACCUCGAGGGCAAGACGCUCUCGAUGAUCUCGAACAUUUCCGCGGAGAGGCACUGGGUACUCUCAGGCACGCCACCUGUCCAAGACUUCGGUGCCCUGAAGACGAUUUCGGCGUUCCUCAAUAUCCACCUUGGUGUCGAUGACGACGGAGAGGGCGAAUCUGCGAAGAAGCGAAAGCGUGAACAGACAGCUGUCGAGAAGUUCCACUCGUUCCGCGAAGUUCACAGUCUUGAGUGGCAUGCUCAUCGCCACGUGAUCGGCCAGGCGUUCUUGGAUCAGUUCGUGCGCCAGAACAUUGCCGAGAUCGACGAGAUCCCAUGCGCGGAGGUAAUCGAGAAGAUUGACCUCCCCGCAGCCGAGCGGGCGAUCUAUCUCGAGCUUGAACACCACCUUCGUGCUCUCGAUAUGACUAUCAAGCGCGGCAAGAAGACCGAAAGCGACCGCGAGAAGCGUCUCGCGCAGGUGCUUGGUGAGAGCAGUUCUGCUGAGGAGGCAUUGCUCAAGCGUUGCUCGCACUUUGAUCUCGAGACCAAGAAAGACAACGCGAUGAAGGCCUGCGAGAUCAUCGUGGCGGAACGGAAAGAGCAGCUGGAAAACUGCAAGAAGGAUCUGCUCAAGAAGCUCCAAGUCGGCGUCGAGACUCAGAAGAAGAUCAACGCCUUCCAAGUGGAUGAGUCUCUGUUCCAAGAGUACAUCCGUGUCUCCCGAACAGAGGGCGUUGGCGACGAGGACGCGACCAAGAUCGUUGAGGAGCUACUCGAGAAGGCUCAGGCCAAGGCUCCUCUUGCGCCCGCUGCAAAUAAGAGCGGUGCUACUGCGAAGGCGAGAGGUGGCACGAAAGGCAAGGCCGACGACGGGCUCACUGGAAAGCAGAAGGAGCAGAUCUGGGGCCACCGGGAGCACACGCAUGAAAUCCGCCGCGUCACCAAGGAGCUCACCGGACGCGUUCGAUCUCUGCGGUACUUCACCGCCGUGCGCGACCUGCAGAAGCAGCGGGAGGCUCCGCCGCUCGUGCGAUGCUUCUCGGAGCAGUGUCAGGGUCGGGAGGUGCCCCUCGACGAGAUUGCUGUGCUCUCCAGCUGCGGUCACAUGGGCUGCCUCAAGUGUGUCACCGAGUAUGCAGAGCGCGAGGAGUGCAUCUUUGCGUCUCGCGGCGAGAGCCGGUCCCGCGAUGGCGAUAUGUCCGAUGAUGACGGACCGAAGACGAAGGCGGCCCCGAGCAAGACGGCCUGCAAAGCGGCAGCGCGCGUGCUCAAUGUCGUUCGCGGCAGCACCCUCGGCGUUGACGAUGCGGUGAGGGACAAGAAUGCGAAGCACUACGGAUUGAAGCUCGAGAAGGUCAUCGAGCUGAUCAAAAAGCGCAUCCCCAAGGAAGAGCGCGUGCUCAUCUUCGUCCAGUUCCCUGACCUGAUGAAGAAGGUCGGCGAGGCGCUCGAGUCGGCGCACAUCAAGUUCCUCGAAAUCAAGGGCUCGGCUUCUCAGCGGUCCAAGAACCUCGACAAGUACCAGAACGACUCGUCUGAGCGCGUGUUGUUGCUCAACGUCAUGGACGAGAGCGCCAGUGGAGCGAACCUGACGGGGGCCAACCACGCCAUCUUCCUUUCGCCGCUUCUUGCGCCCUCGCAGGAGAUUUACGACGCCUGCGAGACGCAAGCCAUAGGUCGUGUCCGGCGUUACGGCCAGACAAAGCACGUCACGAUCUGGAGGUUCCUGAGUACGAACACCAUCGAUACUCAAAUCUAUCACGAGAGGACAGGGAAGGAGGUGAACUAGCUGUUGUAUUUUUGGGUUCAUUAGUGUUGGAUUUGGUGAGAUGUUUGUUGUGAUCUAUGCUGUCUUGCUUGCUCUGUUGUUACUACCAUCUAUGCAUUUUGUUUAGAGCUCUACAAUAUAAUUAAUCACACCCUGCG